UUGACAGUGACUCCUCUCACUUCCUCCGUAACUCGUUCAGCACGCACAAGGUUUCCCUUGUGUUCUUCAAAUCAACGGCAAGAUCAUACUCGACGUGACUCAUGGCCGUCUGCCAAUUCUUUCUUCGCGGCACGUGUAGAUUCGGCGCUGCGUGUAAAAACGAGCAUCCGCAAUCAAACAAUUUCACGCGUGACGGGCCAGCACCGAAAACCGCGCUGUUUACUUCGGAGAGCAUAGCAGCUGAUCUGACACCGGGCAAUGACCGACCGCUGUGGCCGUUGUCGUCCUAUGGCCCAGCCAAGUUUGAGCCGGUGUUGUUGGCCGGAUUAGACGAAUCGCAGGAGGAGUUGAGAGCGAAGGCAGCGACAGCCAUGAAGGCGGGAAAUGUGAACGAAUAUAUUUCUUACGAGUCAUCAAAGUUUGCGGCGGCAGAACAAGUAUUCUCGAAUGCCGUCAACAAUAUCAGCCAGGCCUUCCAACAGGCGACGAAUAACAGCCGAGGCGCGACUUCUACCACCAACACCACCUCCGCAUUCAACACGGGAACGCCUGCGUCGUCUGCAUUUGGGUCCUCGAGCGCCCCAGUGUCGGCCUUUCCCCCGACCACGUCGAACACGACAUCGACGUUCGGGCAAUCGACUUUCGGACAACCUGCGUUUGGGCAAACGAGCAUGGGGUCGAGCGCGACCCCUGCAUUUGGCCAGGCGUCGUUGGGUACCACCUCUGCUUUCGGACAAACGUCAAAUUUCGGCCAAAGCUCCUCGGUCGUGAAACCUGCUGUUGGCUUCUCAGCGUUUGCGGGGAAUGCUGGCCCCUCUGCUUUCGGCGCCGGUGCCACUGCGUCGACCAACACCGCAGGCGGCUUUUCUGCCUUCGCUGGAAAACCUAGCGUUUUUGGACAGACCGGUUUUGGAGGCAGUUCUGGCUCAGCGUCCCCAUUCGGCGCGCCUGCUUCCACAUCUGCGUUUGGCGCACCAAUUUCUGGUUCGGCGUUUGGGGCGACGACGUCCGCCUUUCCUCCCUCCUCGACACCAUCCGCUUUUGGUGGGACAGCCAAUGCACCUGCGUCAACGUCCGCUUUCCCAGCACCCACCAGCUCGGCAUUCGGGACUACAGGGACCCAGCCGGUAUCCUCUUUUGCUUCUACCGCGCCUGCCCCCGCCAAUCCGUCACCAUUCGGGGCACCAGCCAACCCAUCGGUGUUUGGUCAGCCAUCUGCGUUUGGAGCCUCCGCACUGAACACAAAUAACGGAUCGGCGUUUAGCCAGCCUGCGAAUAACGCGUUCGCAAACAGUGCGAGCUCUAAUGCAUUCGCGCCAAAAUCCAAUCCCUCGUCCGCCUUUCCAAGCCAAACACCCACUGCUUUCGCUCCGGCUCAACCACAGCCGGUCUCUGCAUUUGGACCACAACCGACUCAGUCGGCGUUCACGCCACAGCCGGCUCAAUCAGCUUUCCCACCACCGUCAACGCAGUCUGCGUUCCCUGCCCCGGCUCCGUCACAGCCUGUCUCAGCGUUUCCUGUCUCAGCGUUUCCAACUCAGUCGCCGUUUGGGCAGCCAGUUCAGCCAUCUUCUAGUGCUCCACCGCCUCCCGACUUCGAUAAAGUCAAGGUUACAUUCAAGCCUGGCUUCACCCCAUACGACUCGCAGCUCCCUCCAAACUACCUUUCCAUGCUCCCGGACCAUGUUUCAGCUGCGUUUAGAGCGGCCAAAUUCGAAUGGGGGAAGAUCCCUGAUUGGAUUCCGCCGCUGGAACUUAGAUGAGCGUAUCUGGUACAUGUAAUCAGAAUAGCGAAUAUUUCUCAAUGAGGAGCACUGGGAGCGCG
This is a messenger RNA of Mycena citricolor, 1825 nucleotides long. The record is from the annotation of a GenBank genome assembly. NCBI's taxonomy places the organism in Eukaryota, Fungi, Basidiomycota, Agaricomycetes, Agaricales, Mycenaceae.